CGUUUUGGGGCCACCACUCCAAGAGACGCCAGGAUGUCUUCAAGAAUAGUCGUGAAUACACAUCCGCUAUUUCACACACAUCCGGAACACGUGACAACGGAUGGACUCACAUGCACUUGGCGCUACAGUAGGAAAUAAUAAGACUAGGAUGAUGAGCUAUGGAAGGCGACAAUCAUUCUGCUGCGUCUGUGCUUGGCUCUGGUCAUUGAGCAAACUCAAUGCCAGGUUCGUAGCCCUCACCACGUACAAGUGCACAGUCCGACUUCGAGGGCCGCCUAUUCAACCAAUAAGAGUACCCAGUUUUCUAGACUUACCCGAUUUUCCAAGCACCACCCCAGUUUUGCGCAGGACCAUAUCGGGUGAACGCGCAGGAAGUGUGCGGCUGCAUCGAUAUGCCAUGGACCUUCAGGCCUGUCGUGGAGAGCAAGCUCCCCACAUAUCUCAGGCAAUAUUACUACAUCAUAAGACGAGUUGGGCGUUACCACCUGUAGGAGGAGCUAGCUUGGGGAUCCGGGGGUGGGCGGCGGGCGAGGACGGAGGGCGAGACGAAGUGAGAGAGAAAGUAAGAGAGUCGACGAACAAGGCGACGACUUAAAUAGACAAAAAUUCUUGACAAAACGCGAGAAGACGCGGGAGCAAACAGACACGAAGGGAUUCGACCGUACGCGAAUCUCAGGUGUAGGUGACAGUGAAAAACUGGUGGAGACUCCAGUUCGCCAUGGUGAUACUACGCUAUAUUCGAAGUUGUCAAAGA
This is a messenger RNA of Paraphaeosphaeria sporulosa, 754 nucleotides long. RefSeq lists its product as uncharacterized. The record is from RefSeq and is a predicted model, not a curated record. The transcript has a single exon. NCBI's taxonomy places the organism in Eukaryota, Fungi, Ascomycota, Dothideomycetes, Pleosporales, Didymosphaeriaceae. The coding region runs from base 101 to 595 and encodes 164 amino acids.